AUGGCAUCUCUCAAUACUUCCACGAAUGGCCCUUCAAUUAAAUCCUCAUAUACCGGAGUGGUCAAUUCUGCUGCACCUUCCGGAGCGGCGGCGUCCAGCCCAACCUAUGGGCAGUGGGCUUUGUUCUCGGUAUCAGCUCCUCUCGUAAAUGCUUUUCAACAAGAUAGCGGCGGGAAGGAGAGUGUACUAAAGGUGCAGAGCACUGGAGAGGGAGAGCUUAUCGACUUAAUUGAGGAUUUCUCUGAAGGACGAGUUCAAUUCGCAUUUGUCAAAGUCAAGGAUCCGAAUACCACACUUCCGAAAUAUGUCCUUAUUGGAUGGUGCGGUGAAGGUGUUCCUGAGCGAACAAAAGGCUAUUUCACAAGCCACCUUGCAGCAGUAUCUAAGAUUCUUCACGGUUAUCAUGUUCAAAUAACUGCUCGAUCAGAAUCCGACUUGGCACCAGAAAGUAUUGUGCAGAAAGUAGCAGAUGCAUCGGGCGCGAAAUACUCGGCAGGCUCGGCACCACCGCCUUCCUCUGGUCCUCCUCCUCCAAAGGCUAAACCCGUAUUCACUCCUACACGGCCGGGCGGUGUGUCUGGGUUCAAUCCAUUAGCAGGCUCAAGGUCGAGGACAAGUCAGAAUGACAACGUAGAUGGGGAUGGAUGGGGCGCAGAUGCGCCACAAGUCACCCGAACACAACUCGAAAAGGUUCAGCCCGCAUACAAACCCACAAAAGUUAACAUGGCAGAACUUACCAAACAGCCAACCGCCUCGCGAUCUAGCGAUGGCGGCGGGGCAGACAGUGGAGCUGCCUCAGACGUUGUCAAAGGAGGCUAUCAACCAAUCGGCAAAGUAGACAUUGCAGCAUUACGCGCUCAGGCUAAGAGCAGCGGUGAUGAUAGGCCGACGAUAGUUAAGGGAGCAUACGAACCAGUCGGUAAAGUGGAUAUCGCUGCGAUUAGGGCCAAAGCACAAAAGCCUGUCGAUGAGGCUCCCGCUACUAGUUCUGCGCCAAACAGCGACGAACCAUCCAGAUCCCUUGCAGACAGGUCUGCGGCUUUCACCCAAUCAGAGCGCCUCACGACCCUCCCAAAGCCAAAGGUUGCAAAUAGGUUUGGCUCCACCGCGAAUAGCUUCGCCGGAACGAAAGCCCCAACUCCAGGAACUUUUGGCAUACAAUCCCCGGCAGCUCCAGCAGCAUCUGCUCCCGUCGGCGCAGCAAGUAGAACAUUCGCUGAUGAAGGAGGCAAGACUCCCGCUCAAAUUUGGGCAGAAAAAAAAGCUAGAGAAAGAGGUCUCAGCGGUGCUGGAGAGGCACCUCCCCAGAGUGUGCCAGCACCUAUUGCAAGCCAACCAAGUGGAGGAGGCCAAUGGAAAAGUGGAUACACUGGCAAAUCUUGGGCUCCUGUGGCCACCAACCCUACCGGACAAUCCGCUACGGGCAGUAUAGAUCAACAGAGAACCGGUGAAGCAGAACCUGAGCAAGAAGCCCCAGCUUCUCCAGCUGGAGGCAUCAAUGCUAUCAGGGAUCGAUUUAAGGGAGGACAGGCACCCAUGGGUGCACCUGCGAUGCCACGAUCAAUUACCGGAGAUCAAAAUCAAUCUACACCACCUCCACCUAUCAACGCUUCCAGUAGACCCGGUGCAAUCCCAAUGCCUGGCCUUCCAACACGCCCUCCACCUGUCGAUGAUGAGGAGGAGCAGGCCAGACCAAAUAUUCCAGCACCUCCUCCCGUUCCCCGCACCCCAACACCAGAACCAGAAGAGGAACCAGAGCGCGAGUCGUCGCCCGUUCGUAUUGCUAUGCCAGUAGCACGUGGAAGAGCACCUGAAGAAAUGGAAGCGCCAGAGGAACUUCACAAUCACCCGACGCUAGAGCAAGCCAUUGAACACGUCCCCCAUGAGGAAGACCUUACCGAGGAACCCGCUGGACAUGACCCAGCGCGUGGUGCAGCAGCAGCCGUGGCCGCUGAAACAUUCGGGCACAAUGCUCCUAUGGUUAACGAAGUUUCCGCUGCUAGCGGUAAACGCGCAUUGAUUCAAUAUGACUAUGAGAAAGCAGAAGACAAUGAAUUGGAAUUGAUCGAAGGUGAAUACGUCACCAACAUUGAAAUGGUCGAUGAGGAUUGGUGGAUGGGCACCAAUUCCAAAGGCGAAAGUGGCCUCUUCCCAAGCAACUACGUGGAGCUAGUAGAAGGCGAAGAGUCAGCUCCAGCACCAGUUCCAACUCAUUACGCUGAGCCGGAACCACCAGCUCCUGCCCCAGCUCCUGCAGCUCCGGUUGCUGCACCUGCUGCACCUGCUCAUGCUGCUGGCCCUACCGCUACUACACAAUAUGAUUAUGAAGCAGCCGAGGAUAAUGAAUUGAGUUUCCCUGAAGGCGCUACAAUUACUGAUUUGGAAUUCCCAGAUGAUGAUUGGUGGUUCGGUCACUACAAUGGACAUUCCGGUCUCUUCCCAGCAAACUAUGUAGAGCUUGAUCAAUAG
Sclerotinia sclerotiorum 1980 UF-70 is the source of this 2469-nucleotide messenger RNA. RefSeq lists its product as hypothetical. Gene Ontology annotation, biological process: regulation of actin filament polymerization. Lineage: Eukaryota; Fungi; Ascomycota; Leotiomycetes; Helotiales; Sclerotiniaceae. The record is from RefSeq and is a predicted model, not a curated record. The transcript has 5 exons. Gene Ontology annotation, cellular component: cortical actin cytoskeleton; actin filament; site of polarized growth. Gene Ontology annotation, molecular function: actin filament binding. Bases 1 to 2469 code for a protein of 822 amino acids.